Suillus subalutaceus is the source of this 2728-nucleotide messenger RNA. RefSeq lists its product as uncharacterized. The record is from RefSeq and is a predicted model, not a curated record. The transcript has 10 exons. Gene Ontology annotation, biological process: mitotic DNA replication checkpoint signaling; mitotic G2 DNA damage checkpoint signaling; DNA replication initiation. The coding region runs from base 9 to 2711 and encodes 900 amino acids. Lineage: Eukaryota; Fungi; Basidiomycota; Agaricomycetes; Boletales; Suillaceae.
UCGGAGAGAUGCGCCGGUCGAAUAAAUCACACAAGGUUCCCAAUGUUAAACUUAGACCCGCUCAGCCACGAUCCCGUCAUGCCCACCCGAUGGACGUGCCAUAUGACCACAGUUCAGAUUCUGAACUUGUCCUUCCGAACGCGAGUAUGGUUGACUUGUGUCCUAGACCGUUCAGGAGUGUUAUGCUUUGCGCGACGGGUACAAUGGACAAGCCUACCUUGUUUAAACAAGCAUUUGAACUCGGCGCAACAUCUACAAGUGAUUUUACGGACAGAGUGACUCACUUACUAGCAAACAGCCACGGUGGAGCCAAGUACGCGUGCGCGUUAGAACGCAAAAUACCUAUCAUGCAUCCUGAGUGGAUAACAGAUGCACACCAGGUUUGGUUGCGUGGAGAUGACGUAGACCUAGCAGAGACUGUUUCUGCGCACCGCCUCCCCAUCUUCUCCGGCGUCACACUCUCACUAUCAGGUAUCGACGACCUCGAGCAACGCGCAAACAUAAACCGCUCCCUUACUAGACACGGUGGAACAUACGUCAAAGCCAUAGAACGCCCUGUCAAGGUGACACAUCUACUCUGUGCGGGCGACAACGAGACCGAGAAGAUGCGCUACGCUGAUAAAUUUAACAAACGGGGUGAGGCAAAAAUCCAUGUUGUUUGGGAGGAGUGGUUCUGGGACUGCUUGGAAUUUGGAGGACGCUUCGAGGAAAAACGUUACGUCGUCACGCGACCAAGGCCAGAGAGGAAGACUAUGAAUGAAGAACUCACCACCUCAAUGCCAGUCCACGACUCUGCCCCAGGCACACACCCUUCGAAUGCGAUUCCUGUCGACGGCCAUCUACCCAGGACGCCCGCCCCACCAAAACCCAGUUACGAACAUGAUCUAUUGGAGGAGGAGGAACCUGCAUCCCUUGCACGCACACCCGUUCGCGCGGUGACGCUUCAGCUCUGGGGAAGUCUCUUACGUCCACGAGGUUUCGAGCUCGAUGCGGUUGCGAACAAGCUCGUGCGUAGUCCUUCAAAGUCACAGUCAGUGGCAGGUGCGCCGAUGUCGCCGACACGAUUACCAGCACGUCUCAUGCCUGAUGUGCAGAAGAGAGCCACAGAAAAGGAGAUAGAACCUCAGACGAAAUCCGUGAUCUCGUCAUUCAAACGCGCCAAGUCAUUUGCGCCGCCCGCCAAGGAGCCGGUGACGCGCCGGCCGUUCAGACGGACAACCACCAUUGCAGCUCUGGGACCUGGGGACGCAGAGGGGAGCGAGGCACCCCGCCGACCUGAGCUGGAGGACUCUUCGAUGGCGACACUCUUUGCGGGUUACCGCUUCCGUCUACUUGGGGAGGCGAAGUGCGUGAAUGUGCGCAAUGCUAUUGACCGUGGGGGAGGCGUAGUCAUGGACGAAGAUACUGACGAUGUCGAUUUCAUUGUAGUGCGACUUAUUAGUGGGAGUAAACUCUACCAAAACGAACCUGAUGAGAUGUUGCGCGCCAAAUAUCGCACAGAAUGUUGGCUCGAACACUCGGUCUUCCAAGAGCGAAUAUGUGGGCCGCACGAAAAUAUAUCAUUCAGGCCUCUUAGCCUUCCCUGUCCAAUACCCAACACCGAACAGAUUAUUCUCAGCCUUUCCGGACUUGAUCAGUCUGAACUAUGCUGGACAAAGCGUCUGCUGCGGGCGUUGGGCAUAACGCUUGCUCAGAUAUUCUCCCGACGUUCGACGCACCUACUUUGUCCGAGUGGUUGUGGUGCCAAAUACGACAAGGCAAAAGAGUGGAACAUCCCCGUUGUGGGUAUGGCAUGGCUGGAGGAUAUGGCGACGGAGGGUAAGGUACCUGACAUCAGCGAAUAUCUCAUUGGCAACGUUGGCGACCGAGUGGCAAAGGGCAAAGCGAAGGAUGUGCAGAUGGUGGAUACCACCGAUGCUAAAAGCAAGCCCGUCUCUCCGUUUUUCGUAAAGAAGCCAAAUCUCUUGCAAGAUCUCCGAACGCCUACUCUCCCUGACAUCGAGCAUGCCCCUCCGGCCACGUUCUUUGGCGAGUCAAAUGGCUCGCUGGACGACGCUCUGCAACAAUGUGAGGGCGACGAUAGGGCACGGUUCUCAUCUUCUCCGCCUCUGCCACCGCAGAGCAGCUCACCCCCACUUGAAUAUGUUGCUCUGCCCCCUACACGCCGCAGACCUCGAUUACCUUCUGAAGACCUCAAUCCUCCGGUCCCCUCCCUGGAUGCCAACGGAUGCAUACCCUCCUCCACCUCGCCCUCGCCAAUGAAGCUCCCCCCAAGCUCAGAUGCACGACUGACGUGUGAACCCUCGCCAGUGCGAGUGCCUCAUCCAAGAGACGUUGCCCGCGAGCUACAGGAGAGCCUGACAACGCUGCUCGGGAAGAGACAGGUAUCAGAAGACGAUAUUAUGCGCCCGGAACAGCGGAAGGGCAAGCGGCCGCGGCCACUGCCGCGCCCCAAGGUGCAAUCUCGGCAAGAAUCACGCGAGACCAUCACUAGGGAGCCUUCGACACGACUUGUGCCACUUCCGCAGCCCAUGUAUUAUGACGCAAUGAGCCUGCUGGACGGGAGCGCGCGUCCGAGUGAGGAUAGUCUGCGCGUGACGUAUGAGGAUCCUGGACAGGAGGCAGAGAAGCGGAAGCUGAUGGCUUUACUUGGGGAGGAGAAUGUGGGCAGGAAGGGUAGGAGGAAAGGCACGAGGAUAGCGGGCUAUUGAUGUGCAUUCGAGUGCCG